UGCUGACGCAACGCAGCAGCCCAAGUGGACAUUAUUGAGAACAAGGUGCUGCGGCAAAUAUCUUUACAGAAUACUGUUAUUUCAGAAUUAAUGGAUGCUAGCUGAAAUGUCUGGUGUCAAGCAUACAUCGGUAUAUACAUGAACAUAUAGAUGUAACGUGAACAAGGUGACGUAACCCUUGUAAAAUGCCUCUGUCAUCUAAUCAUCAUGUGAAAAAGGGAGCCAUUUGACAUUUCCGUGGCUUGUCGAAAGAGAGUAUAUAUCCAUUGGAGUUGCAACCGAGCUUCGAAGUAUCCCGGCUGUUCGACACUAGCAAGAGGAACGAGAGAGAACCCGGGAGGAUCUGAUCAUAGGAAGUCGACAGGCAUUCUUAUUUCUUCCUCGGAAUCCUUGAAUCUAUUUUCACGUUGGCUGAGCAAGACAAUCGAAGGAUGUCACAUUGUUUCUGGAUUUUGAUGGACACGUAAUAUAAAGUUAGUUAAUCGUUCAGUAUCUGGGCCUUUGUGUAACGUUAACAGAGACAACCGAUACGGAUUAUUGACCACCAGUAAAUCUAGUCAUAAUCCAGCCCCCAUAGCUAGGAUAGCGCAUCAAACAGCGUUAUCUUACUCACUGUUGCUCAAACUAAAUAAGAUAUUGACAACUGACCUGAAGUUGAUUGCAAGAUAGGAUUCCACUCUAAAAGCUGGUAAAAGACUUACCUAUGCUCAACUUACAAAAUGGGGAAAAUGUUAUCCAAGAUAUUUGGCAACAAGGAGAUGAGAAUACUCAUGCUUGGACUUGAUGCUGCUGGGAAAACCACCAUCCUUUACAAACUGAAACUAGGACAGUCAGUUACCACAAUUCCAACAGUUGGCUUCAAUGUUGAGACAGUCACCUACAAAAAUGUCAAGUUCAACGUGUGGGACGUAGGGGGGCAGGACAAGAUCCGUCCCCUAUGGCGACACUACUACACCGGCACACAGGGCUUGAUCUUCGUAGUGGAUUGUGCUGACAGGGACAGGAUUGAUGAGGCCAGGCAAGAACUUCACCGCAUCAUCAAUGAUCGCGAAAUGCGCGAUGCCAUUAUCCUUAUCUUUGCCAAUAAACAAGACCUUCCAGAUGCAAUGAAGCCUCAUGAAAUCCAGGAAAAGCUGGGCCUCACACGCAUUCGGGAUAGGAAUUGGUAUGUGCAACCAGCAUGUGCAACAACAGGGGAUGGACUCUACGAGGGCCUGACUUGGCUAACAUCAAAUUAUAAAUCAUGACUGAAUUAAACACCUGGGAAUGAUAACCAUAACAUGACUCAUCACAAAUAUUAUGUAAAAGGAGGUUUUAAAAUGGCUAUGAGAAUAUCAUGUAUCAUUUUGUAUUAUAACAACAACUAGGCCUAAUAACUUCCAGGACGCUGGAUGAAUUCCAUUGGUCUUCAAUUCAUCUGCUUGAUAGUACACUGAUAGUCAUGGUUACUGUGGCAUGACCAAUAUCAAUCGUUUAUUAUGUGAUUUUGUCCUGUGUUUUUUUUUCUUCUUUUUUUUUAUGUGUUCUGUUGGUAUGGUUGAACAGUCUAAGUAUGUGUCUGGAGAAACUUGGGUGAAAUGGUUUUAAGGGUUUUGUGAAACCAGCAAUCACAAAUGGAAAGUCUGACAAACUAGAAGACUUGUUGUAACCCCAUUUAUAUGUAAUGCUUCACAUCUAAACAAAUACAGCAUUGUUGCCUUUUCA
Sardina pilchardus (European sardine) is the source of this 1704-nucleotide messenger RNA. Its product is annotated as ADP-ribosylation factor 6-like. Gene Ontology annotation, biological process: protein localization to endosome; regulation of dendritic spine development; intracellular protein transport. Gene Ontology annotation, cellular component: endocytic vesicle; cytoplasm; recycling endosome membrane. Lineage: Eukaryota; Metazoa; Chordata; Actinopteri; Clupeiformes; Clupeidae. The transcript is spliced from 3 exons. Gene Ontology annotation, molecular function: GTPase activity; GTP binding. Bases 720 to 1247 code for a protein of 175 amino acids. The record is from RefSeq and is a predicted model, not a curated record.